UUGUGAAGUGCCCCCAACCGGAAGUCGCCUUGUUGUUCCUGCUCCGGCAGAUCACAGGGCGAAUGGGAAAAUCAAUUAAGUUAUGAAAAAUAGCUUUAAUUGCCUUUCUUUGUCGCCGAGGCUCAUGAAGAAAUGGCGGAUCUCCAGAAGCGGUGCACUCCUGGGGAGCCGCGCCGCAGCUAAUGGGGCGCACUGCGGCGGCAAACACGCCACUAGGGGGGAAGAGUACUUUCUCUUUUUCGAAUUGCGAGGAAAUCCCUACGCUGAUCUAAUGGUCGUGGAGGUCUGCAGGAAGACGUUACAAAUGAGAGGCUGACUGGAAGAUGCCAAGAAAAAAACAGCAGAAUCCACAAGCAGUCAAGUCGGAUUCUAAAGAUGUUGUAGCCGCCAAAAUUCCAGGAAACCUCGCCUUUGAAACAGACUUCCUUCUGGAACACGGGCUUCACUUUGCUGAUCCUUAUCCUGACAACAAAUUUCUAGGCUUGGAAAGGUUUUCAGAGGUGGCUGCUGAGAUCGGGUUCUCUGUGUAUCCUGAGUGUGAUGAGGACAACGCCCACAGCAUGGAUAGUGAAACUGAAACCUCUCACAGCAGCACACCCGACAACGUGAGGGAGGACGAAGGUCCGGCAGGCCGCUCCGAGCCCACCUUCGCUCCCUACCUGUCUUGCCGGGGGUGUGGCCAACUCCGUAACGACCCCCUGGGACACCUGGUGGGUCCUUAUUGCCUGCGCUGCUGCAAAGCCGCCAGGGACGGCAAAAACACGGACUUCGCUUUCGGAAGCCUGAGCGGGAUCCACUCUCAGCUGGACGGGAUGGGCGACGGAGCGCUGUCGGGCGACGACAAGGCCAAGCUGCACUCCUGCCACCUGUGCGGCUUCUCGUCUCGCUACGCCAACCACGUGAAGCGCCACAUGAAGACGCACAACGGCGAGAAGCCCUUCAACUGCCCCCUGUGCGCCUACGCCUCGGCACAGCUGGUCAACCUGCAGCGCCACCUGCGCAUCCACACGGGAGAGAAGCCCUACAAGUGCGAGAGCUGCGCCUUCGCCUGCAGUUCCCUCGGCAACCUGAAGAGGCACCAGCGCAUGCACGCACCCAAUGCUGGGCUGGGGGGGCAGGACGCCUCCCUUCGACCCGGCAGCGGGCCCAGUGGCCUCAAGGGUCACAUGCCCGGGCAGCGGGCCAGUGAGGAGGACGAGGAGGAUGAAGCUGCCAAAGAAGCGGCAGCAGCUUCCGCUCACCUCAGUCUGGCAGCCCAGAACGCAGACUACCUGUCAGCCUUCGAGAGUCUAAAAGGGGCGUCGCCACAGCCCACGCCUUCCUCGGCCCCACCCCCCGGCAGCAGGUCGGGCAGAGGCGCCAUGUCCCUCUUCCCCUACACGUGCCGCCUGUGCGGCGUGGUGCUUGAGGACGAGGACGGCUCGUCGGCCCAAAUCUGCGCCAAGUGCACGCUGGAGAUGCUGACCAAGGACUCGUCGCCCGGCAGCCCCGGCGAGCGCAGCGACAAAGUCUACACGUGCGCGGCCUGCCCCUUCCUCACGCACUACCCCAACCACCUGGCGCGCCACAUGAAGACGCACAGCGGCGAGAAGCCCUACAAGUGUCCGCAGUGCGACUACGCCUCGGCGCACUUCGACAACCUGAAGCGCCACCACCGCGUGCACACGGGCGAGAAGCCAUACAAGUGCCACCUGUGCGACUACGCCUGCGGCAACCUGGCCAACCUCAAGCGGCACCAGCGCGUGCACUCGGGCGCCAAGCCCUUCCGCUGCACUCUCUGCAACUACAGCUGCAACCAGAGCAUGAACCUGAAGCGCCACAUGCUGCGGCACACGGGAGAGAAGCCCUACAAGUGCCAGGAGUGCGGCUACACCACGGGUCACUGGGACAACUACAAGCGGCACCAGAAGAAGCACGGCCUGGCCACCGACGGUUGGGUCAAGGUGCCCAUGACGGGGGGGCGCCACCAGGACGACACGGCGGCGGAGAAGGCGGCCAGGAGCGGCGUGGGGACGGCCACCCAGACGUUGCAGCACUCGUGCUACAAGCUGGAAAUGGUCUAAACAUUUUAGACUCUUCUGUCAAGGACAAAUAUUCCUCUCCAAGGGCGCAUGAGGCUGUUUGCCUAAAAAAAGAAUAAACUUCUCAAGUAACUUGUGUCCUUGAACGCAUCAUUCUGGCACUGUGGUGCCUUGAGUGAACAAACUGGAAUUGUUCUCCAUGAAAGGACUAUUUGACGUGUUUAUCAUGAGUGUCUUCAAUGUGUUUGUGAAAUCAACUUGUUUACUAAACAAAAAAAUGGCAUUAUUAGAAAGUAAGCAAGCAUGUGUGUAACAAUGUUUUAUUUUUGUAACAGUAUAAUAUAAAUAUACAGUAUUGGAUGUUGUGUCCCCUAGAAGAAAAGUCAUUAUUUGGGUAUGCAAGGGAGAUUUGUCCAGUUCUGUGUCCUCAUGCAGUGUCUCAUCAACGCCUUACAAGCAGGACUUUACAAUAAAUAAACAUUAUUUCUUUCAAUGUCACAUCA
Nerophis lumbriciformis (worm pipefish) is the source of this 2524-nucleotide messenger RNA. It is a transcript of the gene znf513a, whose product is annotated as zinc finger protein 513a. NCBI's taxonomy places the organism in Eukaryota, Metazoa, Chordata, Actinopteri, Syngnathiformes, Syngnathidae. The record is from RefSeq and is a predicted model, not a curated record. Gene Ontology annotation, cellular component: nucleus. Gene Ontology annotation, biological process: positive regulation of transcription by RNA polymerase II.